AUGCAUGUAACCGAAGCAAAUGAAAAAGAAGUCAUGCGUGACAAUUUCUCCCCAUCACGCUACUUUGUAGUUGUGCUAACUCUACUUUCAGUUCCCGCUACUCUGGCUCUAAACUUCUCAUUUUUUGAAGAAGCAGCAGAUGCCAGAUUCGCACCAGAAGGCUAUGACUACAUCAUUGUUGGAGGAGGUGCUUGUGGAUGUGCACUAGCGGCAACUCUGUCGCAAAAGUUCAAAGUCGUGCUGCUGGAAAGAGGCGACUCCCCGUAUGGAUAUCCCGUGCUGAUGAGAGAGGAGAAUUUUGCAGUGAGCAUGCUCGAUCUAGCUCAUUCUCAAGCAUUUCUGACCACAGACCUGGUACUAAAUGCAAGAGCAAGAGUCCUUGGGGGAGGAAGCUCCAUCAACGGUGGCUUCAUGACUCGCGCACCAAAGUCCGAGAUAGACAGCAUCGUGGGCUUGGAUGACUACGCUCAAGUGAAUGCAUCUUAUGAGUGGCUUGAGAACGGGAUAUCAUCGCUGCCUCGGACUGGACCCUUUCAGACCGCUUACAAGAAUGCGCUGCUCCAAGCUGGUGUGACGCCCGAUAAUGGUGUAACUUACGAUCACCUUCCAGGAGCGAAGGUUGGAGGCACUCUCUUUGAUGGGAAUGGAACUCGGAGGCCUGCAUCAAACUUGUUGCCCCUGUAUGCGAAUCUGAGCAACGUCCAAGUUGUGAUAAACGCUCUUGUUCAGAAGAUCAUCUUCUCAGGUUCUGGUACUCCAAGAGCUGUAGGUGUUCUAGUCACAGGCUGUUUAUCUGGGAAAACGUAUACUGUUCUUCUCCGGAAUUCAUCCAAAAGUGAAGUGAUACUCACAGCAGGUGCAAUAGGCACUCCUCAGCUGCUCAUGCUUAGUGGAAUUGGUCCCAGAGACCACCUUCAAGCUAAGAUAAUCAAAGUGGUCGCGGAUUCCCCCGAUGUUGGAAAACACAUAGUUGACAAUCCAUCCACCAGAGUCUACAUCGACUCACCAUCCCCAGUUGAAGUUUCCCUCAUUCAAAGUGUGGGGAUCGAUCCAUCUGGAACAUACUUCGAAGGGUUAAGCAGUCCGCAGCAGAGUCCAAUCGUUGUGGUCACGCAGAAGGUUGCUAAGCCUCGUUCAAGUGGAGAGAUCUGACUUUUAACUCUGAAUGCUGAUGAUAAUCCUCAAGUCACCUUUAACUACUUCAAAGACUCUGUUGAUAUGCAGACGUGCGUGAGUGGAGCCAACACACUUGAAGAAGUUUUACUGACUUCCAGCUUCAGGCCUUUCAUCACUGGUUUACAGCCCAUGCCUUCUGGUGGCAUUGUGGCUGCUCCAAAUCGAAGGAAUCCUUUACUAAAGCCAACCAUCAACACAACACUCGCACUAUACUGUCGAACAGGCCUGGCAACCAUGUGGCAUUACCAUGGUAGCUGUAGAGUGGGAAAGGUGGUGGAUCGAACUUACCGAGUUAUUGGGGUCGAAAAACUCCGAGUGCUUGAUAGCAGCGUGUUUGAUUUCUCUCCAGGGACGAAUCCUCAGUCGACUUUCAUGAUGCUAGCAAGGUACAUGGGAUUGGAAAUGGUUAAGCAGGCCUAGGCUUAAAUGUCAUUUUGCUUUACUUGAUUAUGAACAAAAUAAACUUCAUUUGAUUUUAA
Selaginella moellendorffii is the source of this 1655-nucleotide messenger RNA. RefSeq names its product protein HOTHEAD. Bases 1 to 1152 code for a protein of 383 amino acids. The record is from RefSeq and is a predicted model, not a curated record. The transcript has 3 exons. Lineage: Eukaryota; Viridiplantae; Streptophyta; Lycopodiopsida; Selaginellales; Selaginellaceae. Gene Ontology annotation, molecular function: oxidoreductase activity, acting on CH-OH group of donors; flavin adenine dinucleotide binding.